Humulus lupulus (European hop) is the source of this 1467-nucleotide messenger RNA. RefSeq lists its product as uncharacterized. Lineage: Eukaryota; Viridiplantae; Streptophyta; Magnoliopsida; Rosales; Cannabaceae. The record is from RefSeq and is a predicted model, not a curated record. The transcript has a single exon. Bases 1 to 1467 code for a protein of 488 amino acids.
AUGUUGUGUUCUCGCUUGUCUGAAGUUCUUCCAUUCUUGAUCCACAGUAAUGAAGGGGCUUUCAUCAAAAAUCGUCUCCUGGCUCAUAAUAUACUUAUAUUUCAGGACUUGCUCAAGGGUUAUACGAGGAAAAACAUCUCAGCUAGAUGUAUCAUGAAGAUCGAUCUUAGUAAAGCUUACGGUACAGUUGAUUGGCAGUUUGUGGCUGACUUGCUCAAGGGUCUUUGUUUCCCUUCGAGGUUCACACAUUGGGUGUUGGUCUGUUUAAAGGGAACCUCUUAUUCAUUGAUGCUCAAUGGUCGGCUUCAUGGCACCUUUAGAGGGGAAAAUGGUCUUAGACAAGGAGAUCCGGUUUCUCCUCUUUUGUUUGUUUUGAUUAUGGAGUAUCUGACUCAGCUUUUACUUCAGACUUCAAAACAAAAAGGUUUUGGUUUCCAUCCCUUAUGUAAGCAUGUUAAUCUUGUCAAUCUCUGUUUUGCAGACGAUUUAGUUAUUUUUUGCAAGGGAAAUGUGAAAUCUAUGAGUCUCAUACAGGCUGCUAUCGAUAGUUUUUGUGCCACAACUGGCCUCUCAAUCAACAACUCUAAGUCUCAUAUAUACUUUGGAGGCUUGAAAGAUGAUUGUAAAUCUCAGCUAGUGGAGAUUACUCAAAUGGAAGAAGGCUCUUUUCCGCUUAAGUAUCUUGGAUUUCACCUUAGACCAACGAAGUGGAGAGCUGCAGACUGUAGGGAAAUCAUUGAAAAAAUUCAGCGGAACCUCCAUUCCUGGACUAGCAUAAAUCUUUCUUUUGCAGGCCGAGCUCAACUCAUUCAUUCAGUCCUCCUUGGAAUUAGGAAUUUAUGGAUGAACAUCUUCAUUCUUCCUCAGAAAGUUGUUGCUGUCAUAGAUAAAAGUUGCAGAGAUUUUCUUUGGGGAUUGAAAGGGAACCGAAGCAAACCUCACCUCACUUCUUGGGAGCAAGUCUGUCUUCCCAAAAAGUAUGGAGGAGCUGGCUUCUUUGAGGGCAGGAAGUGGAAUAUUGCGUUGAUGGCCAAGUAUAUUUGGGCUAUAUCGAGCAAAAAGGAUUGCUUAUGGGUUAAAUGGAUAAACUCGAUCUACCUUAAAGGCCAAAGUUUCUGGUAUGUUCCCUUAAUUAGUGACACUAGCUGGUACUUUCGGAAAUUAUUGAAGCUGAGGAAUGUUAUAGAUUCUGCUGCUGUUAGCUCUUCGGGAUUAAGAGGGAAAUUCAAAGUGAAAACUUUUUAUCUUUCUCUUAUCACAGCUAGCGAGGAUCAAUAUGCAUCUGCUAUAUGGCAUCGCUUAUUUGUCCCGAAACACAGAUUUAUUUCCUGGCAAGCAAUCAAUGAACACCUCCUUACUCGAGAUAAACUGGGGAAAUUUUUGGAUCUGGCCUCCUAUCUAUGCCCGGUCUGUGAUAGUGUUACUGAGUCCCACCAGCACCUUUUUUUUUACUGCACCUUCACUUAG